Neospora caninum is the source of this 1038-nucleotide messenger RNA. RefSeq lists its product as hypothetical. Gene Ontology annotation, biological process: nuclear pore organization; NLS-bearing protein import into nucleus; protein localization to nuclear inner membrane. The coding region runs from base 1 to 1038 and encodes 345 amino acids. NCBI's taxonomy places the organism in Eukaryota, Apicomplexa, Conoidasida, Eucoccidiorida, Sarcocystidae. The record is from RefSeq and is a predicted model, not a curated record. Gene Ontology annotation, cellular component: nuclear pore central transport channel; nuclear pore. Gene Ontology annotation, molecular function: structural constituent of nuclear pore. The transcript has 4 exons.
AUGUCUCUGUUUGGGGCGAAGCCGCAGGCUCAGCCGUCGUCCACUGGACUCUUCGGCUCGUCUUCUGGGGGGGGAGGCGGUCUGUUUUCUUCUGCGUCUUCGGCCCCCCCUUCGUCUUCUCCGUCUCUCGGCCUUUUCUCUUCUACUUCUUCGUCGCUUGCCCCUUCCUCCUCGGCUCCCUCUUCGCUUUCGUCUCUCCCCCUCCACCAACAGCAGUAUGUGGAGGCGGUCAGCCGCCGCACCCAACAGACAGAGGCACUCUUGUCUGACCAGAACCGGUCCAUGGUGAAUUUUUUGUACCAGUUCGAUCCAGCGCAUGCAGCAAGUCACAAAAAUGCGGUGCUCGAGAACCAACUGCAAUCCUUUGCGCUUGAGAACCCCGUCGAGGGCUCUGCUCUCCUCACCAAGUGGCGGAAGGCGUCGUCGAGAAAUGCGGACCCGCAGAGCUGCCUCAUCGUUCCCGUCCGAGGCGUGCAGGAACUUUCCGCCAGAGUGAAGAUGGUGGCGCAGGCCACAGAACUCCUCGCAGAGACUCUCGGAACAGUUGCCAAAGACACCGAGAGACUGAUGGCACGAAACGACCAAAUGCGCGAAAAGCUGGACCUCGUGCGACAGCGACACACAUCUCUCGGCCACGAAUUCAUCAAAGUGGUCAAUUUGAUCGAAAAUGUGGCUGUUAGCCGAGGCGUGGCUGAAAAGAAUCCGCGAAGCGAGGCCGCCAAUGCACAGAUCCUUGCGUCGCUCGAGGAGGAGUUUCCGUGGGAAGAAUGGCAGCGUCGCAUCGAUCUCCUUCGCGUGUGGCUUCCAACACUGCACCGCACGAGCGCGACAGCCACGGGCUUCCCUUGCCCAUCAGUUGACGAAUCGGUGACCCCCGCUGCGGGGCUGGGCAAAGAGCAAGAAGAGAGCCUCGUGGAGAUUCUUUCCGCCCAAACCGAGGCCGUCGAGGCGACGACCCAGAGUCUAGCGAACACCGAACAAGACGUCGAGAGACUGGAGAGUGCCGUGAAGAGCCGCCGGAGAAAAGGGGCUAGGUGA